Messenger RNA from Xiphophorus hellerii (green swordtail), 419 nucleotides. Its product is annotated as galactose-specific lectin nattectin-like. Lineage: Eukaryota; Metazoa; Chordata; Actinopteri; Cyprinodontiformes; Poeciliidae. The record is from RefSeq and is a predicted model, not a curated record. The transcript is spliced from 5 exons. Bases 60 to 368 code for a protein of 102 amino acids.
ACAGCUCUGUAAAUUCAUUAUUUCUGAAAAACUGAAUAUUCCUGCUGAUUCUCCCUCAGAUGGCCUCAGUUCUUUACUUCGCUUUGCUCCUCUCUCUGAGCUGCGUUCUCUGCAAUGGAGCCCAAGCUGCAUGUGUUCCUUUAUGCCCGACUGGUUGGUCUGAGUUUGGAAAUCGCUGUUUCCUCUUCCAGAAUACUCAGACGGACUGGGCUACUGCUGAGCUUGCCUGCAAUAUUUUAGGUGCCAAUCUGGCCUCCAUCCACAGCAGCGAUGAGCACAGCUUCCUCAAGAAACUGGUCAGAUUUGAGGUAGGAUCGUUCCAGAGAACCUGGGUCGGAGGCCAUGAUGGUGAGAAGGAGGGUUUGUGACUGUGGAGUGACGGGUCAAAGUUCAGCUACGUCAAGUUUGACAACGAGCAA